Molecule: messenger RNA, 685 nt
Organism: Drosophila gunungcola (fruit fly)
Lineage: Eukaryota; Metazoa; Arthropoda; Insecta; Diptera; Drosophilidae
Exons: 3
Source: RefSeq, a predicted model, not a curated record
CUUGCAAAAACCACAACACCUGACGUCGACGGCUCAGCGGCUCAGUGGCUCAGCGGUUCGGUGAUUCGGUGGUUCGGCGGUUCGGCAGCUCAGCAGCGGCAGAUCAGCGUCGACUGCGACGGCAACUGCAGCGUUUUGUGGGCGGGUGCUGUUAUUUUUAAACUGACCAAUGCAGUAUGUGAGUCCUACAACAAAUCCUGGGUGGAGUUCGGUGUGUGUCGCCUUCGAGCCGUGAAUCGAAAUAAAGUCUGCCUUAAUGUCGAUGCUAACUUGCUUCAUCCGGUGCACGAUGUAAUAGUGAAGGCCCAAUUAUUUAAAAGAGCCAAUGGCUACAAGCCAUGGCUCUAUAGCGUCAAUUUCGACGGCUGUCAGUUUAUACGACGGAGAAAUAACGCUUUAAUUCGUAUUGUUUGGGAUCUUUUUAAAGAGUACUCGACACUCAAUCACUCCUGUCCAUACGUGGGUCUGCAACAAGUUAAGAACUUUUAUCUGAGAUCCGAGAAGCUGCCUACUCCCAUACCCACUGGGGAUUAUCUUUUGAUGAUCGACUGGAUAUUUACCAAGAAGCCGCAAGCUGCCACAAAUAUAUACUUUACCUUUGUCGAGGAUCUUAAAGAUAGUUAAAAAAUGUUGUUUUCUAUAAUCGGAAAAGUCCAAUAAUUUUCUUAAAUCAUUUCGAGUAAUA